Molecule: messenger RNA, 795 nt
Organism: Hansenula ciferrii
Lineage: Eukaryota; Fungi; Ascomycota; Saccharomycetes; Phaffomycetales; Wickerhamomycetaceae
Gene: IPK1
Product: inositol pentakisphosphate 2-kinase
Exons: 1
Coding region: 1-795 (264 amino acids)
Biological process (GO): inositol phosphate biosynthetic process
Cellular component (GO): nucleus
Molecular function (GO): ATP binding; inositol-1,3,4,5,6-pentakisphosphate 2-kinase activity
Source: RefSeq, a predicted model, not a curated record
AUGGAUUGUUUGGAAUCUAAGGACUGGAUUUUCUUCAAUAAGGGAAAAGCCAAUACAUUAUAUCGUUAUAUUGGAAAUGAUUCGCAAUUCAAAGAUAAACUCCUAAGAUUAAGACAAUCCAAUCAAACAAUAACAUCAAAACAAGUUUAUGAGUACAUUGAAGAUGUAGUAAGGCCUAAAUUGAAUCAAGUUAUUGAAUGUGAUCUUGUUAAAGUUGAUUUCCAAGUUGAUGGGCUGCUAAAUGAUGGAUUUGGGCUCUUGAUACCUAAUUUAAUCCCAUUAGAUUCCAAAAUUAUAAAGAAGGAAAAGUACUUCACAACAUUUGAAAAUUCAAAUCAAUUCAUCUUGGAAUUGAAACCUAAAUGGCUUGAUAUUGGUAGAGCUUGUCGAAAUUGUGCACAUCAUAGAUAUAAACAUCAUGAAGAACCAAAUUUUUGUGCUUUAGAUUUACUAGAUUUUGACAAGAUUCAAAAUGCAGUUGAAAUUAUAACGGAUGAUCAUAAUGUUCAAAAUACAUUGAUUAAUUAUUUCCAAAGUGAAGAAAAUAUACUGUCCAAGAUUUUAAAACUUCAAGAGAUUAAGAAAUAUGACAUUUCCAAAAUAAAAAAGGAAUCAGAUAUCACACCAGAUUUUACAUUUUCAAUGACGAUGAGAGAUGUUUCUGUAUUCAUAAUUAUUCAAGAUCAAAAAGUUUCGAAAAUUGUCGUCACAGAUACAGAUCCUAAAUCAACUACAAAAUGGAAACAUUGGGUAUCAACAGAACAAACAUUAAUUGAUAAUGGUUUCUAUAAGUAA